Messenger RNA from Condylura cristata (star-nosed mole), 3658 nucleotides. RefSeq names its product TP53 regulating kinase (gene TP53RK). The transcript is spliced from 2 exons. Gene Ontology annotation, molecular function: protein serine/threonine kinase activity; ATP binding. NCBI's taxonomy places the organism in Eukaryota, Metazoa, Chordata, Mammalia, Eulipotyphla, Talpidae. Gene Ontology annotation, cellular component: cytosol; nucleus; EKC/KEOPS complex. Gene Ontology annotation, biological process: protein phosphorylation. The coding region runs from base 49 to 840 and encodes 263 amino acids. The record is from RefSeq and is a predicted model, not a curated record.
UCCGGAGCGAGCCGAAGCUGUACCGACAGCUUCCGGAAAGAGCCGAGCAUGUCCGAGCGGCGGCGCGGCGACGCAAUCAUGGCGGCGACCGGCUCCUCUGUGAAUGAGAAGAAUGAGGACCCGGCGUUGGAGGCCGAGGCGCUGGCCGCGGCCCGGGAGCGAAACAGCCGCUUCUUGAGCGGCCUGGAGCUGGUGAAGCAGGGCGCCGAGGCGCGUGUGUUCCGUGGCCGCUUCCAGGGCCGCGCGGCUGUGGUGAAGCACCGCUUCCCGAAGGGCUACCGGCACCCGGCGCUGGAGGCGCGGCUCGGCCGGCGACGGACGGUGCAGGAGGCCCGGGCGCUGCUCCGCUGCCGCCGCGCAGGAAUAUCUGCCCCCGUUGUCUUUUUUGUGGACUAUGUUUCCAACUGCUUGUACAUGGAAGAAAUUGAAGGCUCAGUGACUGUUCGGGAUUAUAUUCAAUCCACAAUGGAGACGGAAAAAAGCCCCCAGAGUCUCUUUGGCUUAGCCAGGUCUGUUGGGCAGGUUUUGGCUCGAAUGCAUGACGAAGACCUCAUUCAUGGCGACCUCACUACCUCAAACAUGCUCCUGAAACCCCCCCUGGAACAGCUGAACAUCGUGCUCAUAGACUUUGGGCUGAGUUACAUUUCAGCACUCCCAGAAGAUAAGGGAGUGGACCUCUACGUGCUGGAGAAAGCCUUCCUCAGUACCCAUCCCAACACCGAGACUGUGUUUGAGGCUUUUCUGAAGAGCUAUUCCACCGCCUCCAAAAAGGCCAGGCCAGUGCUAAAGAAACUAGACGAAGUGCGCCUGAGAGGAAGGAAGAGGUCCAUGGUUGGGUAGAAGAAUGUGUCUGGCAGCCCCAGACAGCUAAGCUGGGGGUAUGCAGGACAGCUGCAAGUCCGUGAGCCCUAAAUAAAGGUGCUGUGCUGGUCUUCCGUGCGCUCUGUGGUCAUCGGUCAUUGUCCUCUGCAGUUGACCGCUCCCGAGAAGCACUGUGGAUGUGAGAGACAGAUGUGGGAAGCAGAGCUAGCGAGCAGACCCCGGGCCGGCUUUCUCACUGGGGCAUGCGUUCCCAGGUACCUGUGCCUGGCAGUAAAAAGCGCUGGACCACAUAGUGAGGGCAUCAUUUUCUUGAGUCCUGGUAAGACCAGGACAAAAUCUCAGCAGGUGACAGCAGGCCCGGAGUGUCCCAAACCCAGCUUCUCUGGUUGUGUCUGUGAUAGGCCUCGUGAAACCUAUAUAGUGGAUGUAGCCAGCAUUUUGAAAUGAAAUAACUACAACUGUCAGUGCUUUACAUGCAUAUUGUAAAUACUGUCUUAGGAAGCUUGCUUCGUGUGUGUGUGUGUGGCUAAUGAUAUGUACGGUUUCCCAUAUAAAACAGAUUUCUUUUUGAGGACCAUCGUAAAAAAAAAAAACAUUGCUGUUUCACUCCAGUUUUUCCUGUAAAAAAUCAGGUUCAUCAGCUUCAGGCAGCCGAAACUUUUGUAAUUUUAUGUGCCAUUGUUUUUUAUUGUUAUUCUCUCUAUUUUUAGUUUCUAGUUGAGACAAAUGAUUGCUACAAAGUUCCUUUGAAUUUCUACAGAUAAAAAAGUCAAUUUACAUUAUAGGCAGUAAGAGCAAAAAUGGGAAAGUAACUUUGGACUAAGUUGGAUAAAGUUUGAUUUAAGUCACUGGAAAACUUACAGCUUAUUAGCUUGUACUUCACCUUACCCGGCCUCAGUUUCUGUUUCUUCCCCAAAGGAAGAGUGUGUAUGUGCCCCUGGGGUGGGGAGUAAUGAGGGGAGAGGAAUAAUAAAAUACCUUUCUUUUUCUUUACUGUAAGCUCGAAAUAGCACCUAAAUGAAUUAUUUCAAGCACCACCAUGCGUGUAGGGAGCAAGGGUGAACAACACAGAUGUGAGCACCGGGGGGCCGGGGGGGUCUCUUUGGUUCACCACAGCCAGCUGAGGGAAAACUUCCCCUCUGGAGGGUGGUGACUAGCAGAGAAAAUGAGAGCUGCUGCUGGUUACUGCACGUCUGACACUGUGCCACACCUUAGGUUGGAUCUAAAACAACUUCAAGGCGCUGUUUUCAUUUUGUAGGUGGGGAGAUGGCUCAGGAAGGAGAAUUUGUACAAGAUGUCACAGGAAGUCAGGGAUGCUUGUCCCAUGCUCCAAAGCCCAUGCUCUUCCCAGUGAUCCUUUAGGAAACGAACUUCUGAAUAUGACAUGAUUUCAUAUUUUUAUAACAUGGAUUGGCAUUGCCUAACAUUUUCAAAAACUCCAAUGGCCACAGGAGCUAGCAAUUUUUUCAAGGAAUCUUCCCAAUAGGCCCCAGAGGGGCUCUAAGGCUAGUAAGGCCAACAUCUGUGACUUGCAGCCGUGACUGGUUGACCCGUGUUCAGGUGCCAAGGCAGCAAAUGGCCAGUACUCCCUUGGUACCAGCACUGGAGAUGGAGUGCGGACACAACCAACCUUACUCUUCUGGGUAACUGAGUACCUCAGGCAGCCACAAGACAGGAGUAGCAGCUCCUGAGAGGAUUCUGAGAGGAGGAGGGGUCAGGAGACCAGGAGGUGGGCGAGUGCCUUCCAGGCAAAAGGACCAUCUUGUGCAAAGUAGGUAGAGGAGGAGCAGCCUGGAGGGACAGCCAGGUCAGAGCAGCUUGUCUGCUGUGAGGGAGGAGGAGUAAAAAUGAGAUCAGAGAGGUGGGUGAAGACCAAGUCAGUUUGCAUUUUGUUCUUAAUGGGACUUGAGAUUUAAACAUGGAGACUUCUGGUUUAUGAUUCUAAAGAAUUACAUUGGGAGAAAAGGGACUAAAGGGUGAGAGUGGAAGCAAGAAACCAGUGAGAAGCCUGUGCCACCGGUGGGCCCAGUGAUGAUGGUAGCUGAUUGGCAUCCGCUAGUGUGUGUGAAGUGGUACCCAGUGGCAGUAGCAGUCAGGAAGCAAACAUGAUCUUUGCAAGUGCUGUGAGGGAGAGAGGCGCUUCACACGUUUGUCUGCGUCUCAGCCCAUGGCCAGUGAGGGUUCCACACACUCCUUGGCCACUGGUGGGUGCCUUCCUUCCCUUGUUCCGUGUCACAAAGGCCUUUCCUCUGGGUCCUCGUGGGUUAGCUGGGGCUUGGCAGCUAUGAGCCCGUGGCCCUAGCCGCUCUCAGUUUCUACCCAAAUCCUCCCUAGCAGGGGUCAUAAGCCCCAUUUUGCAGGUGAGGAAACUUUCUCAGCAAUGUGAAACAUUUCCUAAGGCAGUAAGUGAUAGCUGGGACUCAUACAAUUACAUAAAAACAACAGAGGGUUCAUUGUACAGAGCAGAUACUGAAGUUCUUUGCAUGCAUUAACCCAUUGUGCGGAGUAGGCAAGGAGACACAAACUCAGGCUUGCCUGAGGUCACGCUGGUCGUCAGGAGUCAGGAAGUGUGACCGGACCUGGGAUGCCUAUGGCCUAUUUCCUGGACCACUGAAGGGCCCCUGGUGGUGGGUAGGCCCCGGCCCACAGAGUGGAGCCUUUAAAGCCUGGCAUCGCCAGGGCCUCCUGCAGGCUGUUCAUUUUGAAGAGAUGAGGUAGCUAUACUCACACCAGUGCUGCUGAUGGGACUUGGGAGGGGCCUACACGUGGGCUAUAGUUUCUGCUGUAAACUUAGAAAGUAAACCCUGAUCUGGUACCAAUAAAAUUUUAUUUAUGA